Messenger RNA from Suillus paluster, 750 nucleotides. RefSeq lists its product as uncharacterized. NCBI's taxonomy places the organism in Eukaryota, Fungi, Basidiomycota, Agaricomycetes, Boletales, Suillaceae. The transcript is spliced from 4 exons. The record is from RefSeq and is a predicted model, not a curated record. Bases 1 to 750 code for a protein of 249 amino acids.
AUGGUGUACUCACCUGCCAGAGCAUAUGUGGACCAUGCAGGCCAACAUAGAGUGAUUGAUGAGAUGUGGACGGCAGACUGGUGGGGCGAGACACAAAAAGCCUUGCCCAAAGGAGCCAUGAUGGCACCAAUUAUUCUAUCAUUGGACAAAACCUGCUUAUCACAGUUCCGAGGGGACAAGUCAGCAUGGCCAGUAUAUAUGUCUAUUGGCAACAUCACCAAAGCAAAAAGGCAUCAGGCAUCAGCACGAGCAAUGAUUCUUAUUGGUUACUUACCUGCAGGCAAACUUGACUGCUUCACUCCCGAUGCACACUUGCUGGCCGGAUACAGACUCUUUCAUUACUGCAUGGCUCUACUCCUCCAUCCUCUCAUAGCUGCUGGACGAGAUGGUUUUGAAAUGGUGUGCGCAGACUCACAGAUUUGUUGUGUCCACCCAAUACUGGCAGCAUAUGUCACCAACUUUCCUGAGCAGUGCCUGGUUUCCUGUUGCAAGGAGAACCAUUGUCCAAAGUGUCUGGUGGCAGGGAAUGAGCAAGGUGACAGACUCAACUCAAUAUGCCUCAUUACAAUAUCUUCCUUGCAUUCACUCCCUGACCUUUUGCACCAACUCCAUAAAGGAGUGUUUAAGGACCAUCUUGAAGAAAUGGAUGUGUGUUUCAAGGCGAUGCCUGACUAUCCAGGGCUCCAUCACUUCAAGAAAGAUAUAUCGGCUGUUAAACAAUGGACAGGAAGUGAACACAAAGAGAUGUAG